GGACCCGGCGGGGACAGCCGCAGCCGACUUCUCCCGUCUACGGCCGGAGUCCGGACUGCAGCGGCCGCACACUGGAGCCGCUGCGCUUGCGCCGGGCCCGGGCGGGAAGGGGGAGCGAGAACUCCGUGGGCCGCGAGGACCCAAGGGGCAGCGAGGGGCGUGGGGGGUGCGGCCCCCGAGGGCGAUUGGGUGGAGGUCUGGAGGCUACGUUCGCGUGCGUGGGGCGAAGGGGCCUCUCUAGCCGCGUCCCCAGCUUCCGGAGCUGGGACUCGGGAGCCCCAGCUGGCCCCCGGAGUUUGAGCUGCCCAGAGGUGGCAGGGCUGAAGGAGGGGGCGGACGCUGCCGGUCUGGGGCGGACGCUGGCGGUCUGAGCCGGCGCGGCCCGGCCCUUCCGGGGCUGCGCUGCUCCUCCGCCUCGGAGCCGGCAAAAAUGUGCCUAGUCACGGGGCCGCUCUCGGGGGAGUUGAGGUCUCCUCCGGACUGGGACCCGGCGCCCCUGCUCUGCCACCGCCCCCAUCCACGGCCUCCGUGGGCGCGGACUGUGGCGCUAUGCGCCCACGCCGCUGGGCCGUCUAAGGGCGCUCCCUUGCAAAGUAAUCAGUCCAUCCGUCGAUCGCUGGACAUGGAUUUGAUUGACAUACUUUGGAGGCAAGAUAUAGAUCUUGGGGUAAGUCGAGAAGUAUUUGACUUCAGUCAACGACGGAAGGAGCAUGAACUGGAAAAACAGAAAAAACUUGAAAAGGAAAGACAAGAACAACUCCAAAAGGAGCAAGAGAAAGCCUUUUUUGCUCAAUUACAACUAGAUGAAGAAACAGGUGAAUUCCUCCCAAUUCAGCCAGCCCAGCACGUCCCAUCAGAAACCAGUGGAUCUGCCAACUACUCCCAGGUUGCCCACAUUCCCAAACCAGAUGCUUUGUACUUUGAUGACUGCAUGCAGCUUUUGGCAGAGACAUUCCCGUUUGUAGAUGACAAUGAGGUUUCUUCAGCUGCGUUUCAGUCACUUGUUCCUGAUAUUCCCAGCCAAAUCGAGAAUCCAGUCUUCAUUGCUCCUAAUCAGGCUCAGUCACCUCAAACUCUCGUCGUUCAGUCAGUCAUUGCUGAUCUAGACAAUAUGCAGCAGGACAUCGAGCAAGUUUGGGAGGAGCUGUUAUCCAUUCCAGAAUUGCAGUGUCUUAAUAUUCAAAAUGACAAGUUGGUUGAGACUAGCACGGUUCCAAGUCCAGAAACCAAAAUGACAGAAAUUGACAACAGUUACCAUUUCUUCCCAUCAAUGCCCUCGUUGGAAAAAGAAGUAGGUAACUGCAGUCCACAUUUUCUCAGUGCUUUCGAGGAUUCCUUCAGCAGCAUUCUCUCCACAGAAGAUUCCAGCCAGCUGACCGUGAACUCAUUAAAUUCAGAUGCCACAAUUAACACAGAUUUUGGUGAUGAAUUUUAUUCUGCUUUCAUAGCAGAACCCAGUAGUAGCAACAGCAUGCCCUCCUCUGCUACUUUAAGCCAGUCACUCUCUGAACUUCUUAAUGGGCCCAUUGAUGUUUCUGAGCUAUCACUUUGUAAAGCCUUCAACCAAAAUCAUCCUGAAAGCACAGAAUUCAAUGAUUCUGACUCUGGCAUUUCACUCAACACAAGUCCUGGCAUGGCAUCACCAGAACACUCGGUGGAAUCUUCUGUCUAUGGAGACACACCACUUGGCUUCAGUGAUUCUGAAAUGGAAGAGAUAGAUAGUGCUCCUGGAAGUGUCAAACAGAAUGGUCCUAAAACACCGCCAGUACAGUCUGCUGGAGAUACAGUCCAACCCCUGUCACCAUCUCCAGGGCACAGCGCUCCAGCGCGGGAUGCCCAGUGCGAAAACACACCAAAGAAAGAAUUGCCUGUAAGCCCUGGUCAUCGAAAAACCCCAUUCACAAAAGACAAACAUUCAAGCCGCUUGGAGGCUCAUCUCACAAGAGAUGAGCUAAGGGCAAAAGCUCUCCAUAUCCCAUUCCCUGUUGAAAAAAUCAUUAACCUCCCUGUUGAUGACUUCAAUGAAAUGAUGUCCAAGGAGCAGUUCAGUGAGGCUCAACUGGCAUUAAUUCGAGAUAUACGCAGGAGGGGUAAGAAUAAAGUGGCUGCUCAGAAUUGCAGAAAAAGAAAACUGGAAAAUAUAGUGGAACUGGAACAAGAUUUGGAUCAUUUAAAAGAUGAAAAAGAAAAAUUGCUUAGAGAAAAAGGGGAGAAUGACAAAAGCCUCCAUCUACUGAAAAAACAACUCAGCACCUUGUAUCUCGAAGUCUUCAGCAUGCUCCGUGAUGAAGAUGGAAAACCUUACUCUCCUAGUGAAUACUCCCUGCAGCAAACAAGAGAUGGCAAUGUAUUCCUUGUGCCCAAAAGUAAGAAGCCAGAUACUAAGAAAAACUAGAUUUGGGAAGAUCUGACCUUUUUCUGAGCUAGUGGGUUGUUUGUUUUGGGGAUUGUUUUUUGUUUUUUUGUACUGUUAUACUAAAAGCUCCUACUGUGAUGUGAAAUGCAAAAAUAUACUUUAUAAGUAAUUCUAUGCAAAAUUAUAGUCAAAACUAGUAUAGAAGAUAAUAUAAACUUUAAAAAGCAUUAAAAUAAGUCAUCAGUAUGCUGAAUCAGUAGUUUCACUUUAACUGCAAACUUAAUUUCUUAGAACACCAUUUGGGCUAGUUUCUGUAUAAGUGUAAAUACUACAAAAACUUAUUUAUACUGUUCUUAUCUCAUUUGUUACGUUCAUUUAUAUGGUAUCUGGCUAAGAGCAAAUUGUUGCAAAACUAACCACUAUGUACUUUUUUAUAAAUACUGUAUGAACAAAAAAGGCAUUUUUUUAUAUUAAAUUGUUUAGCUCUGGCAAAAACCAAUUUAGUUAAAAAGCUGGUACUAAUAAAGGAGUAUUAUGAUUGUUA
Mirounga angustirostris (Northern elephant seal) is the source of this 2900-nucleotide messenger RNA. It is a transcript of the gene NFE2L2, whose product is annotated as NFE2 like bZIP transcription factor 2. Gene Ontology annotation, biological process: regulation of transcription by RNA polymerase II; cellular response to oxidative stress. The record is from RefSeq and is a predicted model, not a curated record. The transcript is spliced from 5 exons. Gene Ontology annotation, cellular component: nucleus. Bases 431 to 2395 code for a protein of 654 amino acids. Lineage: Eukaryota; Metazoa; Chordata; Mammalia; Carnivora; Phocidae. Gene Ontology annotation, molecular function: DNA-binding transcription factor activity, RNA polymerase II-specific; RNA polymerase II cis-regulatory region sequence-specific DNA binding.